Labrus bergylta (ballan wrasse) is the source of this 3266-nucleotide messenger RNA. It is a transcript of the gene cog7, whose product is annotated as component of oligomeric golgi complex 7. Lineage: Eukaryota; Metazoa; Chordata; Actinopteri; Labriformes; Labridae. The record is from RefSeq and is a predicted model, not a curated record. Gene Ontology annotation, cellular component: COG complex. Gene Ontology annotation, biological process: Golgi organization; retrograde vesicle-mediated transport, Golgi to endoplasmic reticulum; intracellular protein transport.
CCGGGGAAGGUAAAUAGAAAGCACCUCAAGGAAGUUGUUGUCAAGUGUCGGUAGUACUGCUAGCAUCAAACAUUUGAAAUGUGUCUAAUAUUCUCAUUUGAAGUCGUAGACAUUUAAAAAUAACUCUGGAGGAAGCCGUCGCCUUGUUGGAACUAUAUUUAGUUGUAAUGAUAAUUUCAUUUUCUUGGGCUAUUUAUUUUAUAUUCGUGUCGAAGCCGUUGUUUGGGAAAAACUAGCUAACGUUAGCAAUGCUUCGAUGACACAGACUGCACUGCAGAAGAGGAGUUUGACUGAGACACCCCCAACUGUUUGCUCCAGUAAAUGAGCAGAGAGGUCGAAUGGAUUUCUCUAAGUUCCUGGACGAUAAUUUUGAUGUGAAGGACUGGGUGAAUGGAGCCUUCAAGGUGGUGCAGAAGGACGCGCCGGGGAAGGCGGACACACACGCAGCUACACUGGUCAUGAAGCUGCAGCUGUUCAUCCAGGAAGUCAACAAUGCCAUUGAGGAGACCAGUAACCAGGCGCUGCAAAACAUGCCCAGAGUGCUGCGAGAUGUGGACGCUCUUAAACAGGAGGCUUCCUUCCUCAAAGAUCAAAUGAUUCUGGUCAAAGAGGACAUCAAGAAGUUUGAGCAAGACACUGUGCAGUCUAUGCAGGUCCUGGUGGAGAUAGAUCAAGUGAAAGGUCGAAUGCAGCUGGCAGCUGAAGCUCUGCAGGAGGCGGACAAAUGGAGCACACUGAGUGCAGACAUUGAAGAGACCUUCAAAACACAGGACUUUGCAGUCAUUUCCUCCAAGCUGACCAGCAUGCAGAACAGUUUGGCCAUGUUGGUGGACACACCCGACUACUCUGAAAAGUGUGUCCACCUAGAGGCUCUGAAAAACAGACUGGAGGCUCUGGCCAGCCCACAGAUUGUGGCAACCUUUAAUUCCAUGUCCAUAGACCAAGCCAAGCUGUUUGUUAAAGUCUUCACAGAGAUAGACAGAAUGCCACAGCUCCUCGCUUACUACUACAAGUGUCAUAAAGGCCAGUUGGUGAGCAUGUGGCAGGAUCUGUCUCAGAGCGAGCUCAGUUUAAAUCAGCAGCUGUCUGAAUUCUACGACACCUUGCUCUCCACGUGGCACUCCCAACUACAAUGGAGCAGCCAGGUGUUCAAGAACCCGUAUGAGGUGGUGACGGUGUUGCUCAUCCAAACCCUCGGUGCCAUGGUCCCCUCCAUCCCUGUCUGCCUGAGCGCGGCUGUUGAGCGCUCCGCCCAAGAGGAGCGUCUAGACACCCUGCUCGAACUCUAUCACACCGCCUCCACCUUCGGACGCAGCCUGGAAGCCGCCAUGCUGCCCCACCUGGGUGAGAAUAAUCUGCUGAAAGUGAAUGAGCUGGUGUGUGUGCUGUAUGACCCCUACAAACCUUACCAGCUGCAGUAUGGAGAGCUGGAGGAAGCUCACCUGCUCAUCCAGAUCAGUGCUGUACCAUUGGAACAUGGGGAGGUCAUUGAUUGUGUGGAAGAGUUGAGUCACUCCGUUGGGAAGUUGUUCGGCCUUGCAGGUGCUGCUGUGGACCGCUGUGUCAAACUGACUGACGGGCUGGCCGUGUGUGGUCUCCUCAAAGCCCUCAAAGCCCUCUUCACCAAGUAUGUGUCAGACUUCUCAUCAACUCUGCAAUCGAUCAGGAAGAAAUGUAAACUGGAGGAUACUUCAAGUUCAUCUCUUUUCCAAGAAGACUGGACCGCCUUUCAGAACUCUGUCAGGAUUAUUGCCACUUGUGGAGAACUACUAAGACAAUGUGGAGAAUUUGAGCAGCAGCUUUCCAACAAGAUUCUGGGCACGGCAGGUAAGUACUUGUCAGAGUCGUACAGCCCACGCAGCCUGACGGGCAUACAGGAGGCCAGCUCCACUGAGAGAAAGAGCCCCAUCAAGAACCCCUGGCAGGAAUACAACUACCUUCAGAGGGGAAACAUGGCUGAAUACAACAGCCUGAUGGAGGUCCUCUACUCCCUGAAGGAGAAAGGAACAGGUAACUCCAACCUGUUAGCAGAGGCCAGAGCAGCUCUGACCAGACUCAACCAGCAGGCUAACCAGCUGGCCUUCGACUCUGUCUUCCUGCAGAUCAAACACCAGCUCAUCCUCAUUUCCAAGAUGGAGAGACAAGAGGAACCUGGUCUCGGAGAGAGCUACACAGAGGACCUGCCUACGUUCAGCCUGUCACCUCAAGAAUACAUCACAAAUAUAGGACAGUACCUGAUGUCUCUGCCACUUCACCUGGAGCCAUUUGUGACUCAGGAGGACCCGGCUCUAGAGAUGGCCCUUCAUGCUGGGAAGCUUCCUUUCCCUCCGGAGCAAGGCGAUGACCUUCCUGAGCUGGACAACACAGCAGACUACUGGCUGGGCUCCAUCGCUCGGGCAACCAUGCAGACGUACUGUGAUGCCAUCCUGCUCAUUCCCCAACUCAGCGUCCAUUCCACCAAACAGCUAGCCACAGAUAUCGACUAUCUGAGUAAUGUGAUGGACGCUCUUGGCCUGCAGCCGUCCCGAACCCUGCAGCACAUCGUCACUCUGCUGAGAGCAAAACCAGAAGACUACCGACAGACGGCCAAACUGCUGCCCCGUCGUCUUGCCUCUACCAUCGCUGCCCUUCGAUUCAUCGACUACUAACAACAACUGAGAAGAAGAACAAAGGACUGUGUUGGUGUAGAGGCUGUCAGAGCAGCAUAGGGAACUGACGGGCAGGUUUGACCCGUCAAAGAAGAAUGUGAUAUCAGAAGAGGAGGGGUUACAUGUUACAGCCUUUUAAGUUUUAAAUAGGGGCUGAAGCAUUUUGGGAUUAUAGUCUUCUUUGUGAGAGAGAUUGAAAUCAGGGUUGGUCCAGACUUUUUUUUUAUACUGUUUAAUGUUGGCUUUAAAUGAUGUCUCACUGGUUAUAAUGCCUUCAAGUCAAGCCAGAUCAAGUGUCCAUCAUUUCUUUCAUUUCUGUAUUUUUAAGUUGUUGAAGCAUUUAAGGAAGUAACAGAGGCUAUAUCAGGGGUUGUCUGCAAGCUUUUGAAAUCUACAGGACCUAUAUAUUUGUUAAUUUGUUUUACUAACAUAAUUCAUCUAUAAUUUAAAAUGAUAUAAAGGAAAUCUUUCUAAAUCAAACACCACAGGAUGAGGUGAUGGCUCUCUGUUUAUCUCUGUUGUUGUUGUAGGGACUUUACAAAGAACACAGAUUGUCUCCAUUUCCGUAUAUUACAUGCAGUAACGUGAAAAUCUGUCCAUAAAACAUUGACACCAUCA